Molecule: messenger RNA, 2226 nt
Organism: Rhea pennata
Lineage: Eukaryota; Metazoa; Chordata; Aves; Rheiformes; Rheidae
Gene: NR2F6
Product: nuclear receptor subfamily 2 group F member 6
Exons: 4
Coding region: 199-1335 (378 amino acids)
Biological process (GO): anatomical structure development; negative regulation of transcription by RNA polymerase II; cell differentiation
Molecular function (GO): zinc ion binding; nuclear receptor activity; RNA polymerase II cis-regulatory region sequence-specific DNA binding
Source: RefSeq, a predicted model, not a curated record
GGGCGGGGGAGGGGGGAAAGCAACAACAAAAAAAAAAGAAAGAAAAAAAGAAAAAAGAAAACCCACCCCCAUACCCUAACCCCGCUCCUCCAACCCCAAAACUUGCUCAACUCGCUCCGGGAGGCGCCGGGCGCCGCGCAGCGGGCGCCGCUCCAUGCGGCGGCGGGGCCGGCGCUGAGCCCCGGCGGCCGCGGAGCCAUGGCCAUGGUGGCCGGCGGCUGGGGCGAGCCCAACGGCGGCGGCGGCGGCGAGGAGGCGGCGUCCCCGGCGGGCGGCGGCAGCGACGCCGAGCACGGCGAGGAGGAGCGCGCCGGGGCGCCCGUGGACUGCGUGGUGUGCGGCGACAAGUCCAGCGGGAAGCACUACGGCGUCUUCACCUGCGAGGGCUGCAAGAGCUUCUUCAAGCGCAGCAUCCGCAGGAACCUCAGCUACACCUGCAGGUCCAACCGCGACUGCCAGAUCGACCAGCACCACCGCAACCAAUGCCAGUACUGCCGCCUGAAGAAGUGCUUCCGCGUGGGCAUGAGGAAGGAAGCCGUGCAGCGGGGCCGGAUCCCCCCCAGCCACUCCAGCACCAGCCCCAACGCCAUGCCCAGCGGCGAGUACUUCAACGGGCAGCCGGUGUCGGAGCUCAUCUCGCAGCUGCUGCGGGCUGAGCCCUACCCGGCGGCCCGCUACGGCUCGCAGUACGCGCAGCAGGGCAGCGUCAUGGGCAUCGACAACAUCUGCGAGCUGGCCGCCCGCCUCCUCUUCAGCACGGUGGAGUGGGCCCGCAACAUCCCCUUCUUCCCCGAGCUGCCCGUCUCGGACCAGGUGGCCCUGCUGCGCCUGAGCUGGAGCGAGCUCUUCGUGCUCAACGCGGCGCAGUCGGCGCUGCCGCUGCACAUGGCCCCGCUGCUGGCCGCGGCCGGCUUCCACGCCUCGCCCAUGUCGGCCGACCGCGUCGUCUCCUUCAUGGACCAGAUCCGCAUCUUCCAGGAUCAGGUGGAGAAGCUCAACCGGCUGCAGGUGGAUUCGGCCGAGUACAGCUGCCUCAAAGCCAUCGCGCUCUUCACGCCGGACGCCUGCGGCCUCUCGGACCCGGCGCACGUGGAGAGCCUGCAGGAGAAGGCGCAGGUGGCCCUCACCGAGUACGUGCGCUCGCAGUACCCGUCGCAGCCGCAGCGCUUCGGCCGGCUCCUGCUGCGCCUGCCGGCCCUCCGCGCCGUGCCCGCCUCGCUCAUCUCCCAGCUCUUCUUCAUGCGGCUGGUGGGCAAGACGCCCAUCGAAACACUAAUCAGGGACAUGCUGCUCUCCGGGAGCACCUUCAACUGGCCCUACGGCACGGGGCAGUAGGGCAGCGCCAGGCUCGCGCCGCGGCGCGCAGCCCCCGCUCCCGGCCGCCGCGCUGCGUUUGGACGCUGAACUUUUCCGUAACCUUUUAAACCGGAGGUUCUCCUGCCUCCGGCCCCCUGGGCUCAGAUCAGGGCAGAAAGGACUUUGGACCAGGCCCAGGGAUUAUUCCCGGCUCUGACGCAAGGGGCAGAGCUGGGACGGAGCCCGGGCAGGGGAGCGCCGGCCUCCCGCUCUCCGCCUCAAUCUGAAUUUCAGAUGUCAGGAAGGAGGCGACCGGAGCUGGGACGAGUCCCGGAGCGACCCGCGGGGCUCAGAGCGAAGCCGUCCGGCUCCCGCUGCCCGCCUCCACCUCUGUCCCGGCCGGCGUGGGAAAGGGGGAGAGGGCGGCUAAAGCCCCUCCGCAUCCCGCCGCGGGGACAGAUGCGGCCGGGAGCGCUGCGCCAGGCCCCGGCCCUGCACUUUCCACUGAAGCAUCUCCGCGGCGGGUGCUGCCCCGGGCUGCCCGGAGCGGCACCCGGCCCCGCGCAGAGGCGCCUGCUGCAAACCGGGCGGUUCCCGGCGGCGCGUGCCGGCGGCACGGCACGGCGCCCGGUGCCGGAGGGGCCCCGCGGCCGUGGCUCUGCCCGCCGCUGCUCCUGCUCGGCGCUUUGACCCGCCGGCUGCAGCCCCGGCGAGCGGCGCCGCGGACCGGCGCGGGGCUGGGGCGCGGCGAGGGGGGGGCAGAGCCGCCGCGGCCCCUCCGCCGGCGCUGCUUCUCAGGGCGAUACUGUGCAAACAGGCGGAGGCAGGAUUAGUCGGGGAUUUGUCAUUUAGAUUGAUUCACUGCAAAUAUAAUCCUUGUUCAAUGAUACUAAACAAAUUAACUGAAGUCAAUAAAGAUGUUUCUUACAA